Molecule: messenger RNA, 3582 nt
Organism: Molossus molossus (Pallas's mastiff bat)
Lineage: Eukaryota; Metazoa; Chordata; Mammalia; Chiroptera; Molossidae
Product: spermatogenesis-associated protein 31A1-like
Exons: 5
Coding region: 1-3582 (1193 amino acids)
Source: RefSeq, a predicted model, not a curated record
AUGGCGGCCUCCAGGGUCCGUUAUGUAAAGAAGGAGAACACCACUCCUCCCUGGGUGACUGAUACCAUCUUUGCCAUGGUGUGUGGAGUGGUGCUCUUCUUUGUCUUACUCCCCUGGUUGGAGAGGGAUCCAUCCUUACCACCACCUAGGAGACAUAGAAACAUCAGGAAGCGUCCAGUGGAGCCGAGGUGGAUGAGCAGCUGCAGGAAGGAAAAUGGAUAUUUGAGAGUGAAGUUUCGAGGCCCCAGGGGUAGUGGAUGUAGAAGCUCUGUGAAUGACAAGGCGACUGCCAGAGCCUUGUGCCUCUCAGUGUCCUCACAGUGCGAGUCCCAGCAAGAGCACCCGUCCCACCAUCCACCAGAGGCCUCGCUCCAGGAAGACCCCACAAACCGACAGGCAGAGUCUAAUACCCUCUCUUUGCUCAGCUCUGAUGAGCAGAAUCUUCUGGAAAUACAAGUCACAAAGAAAAUCAACAUAAAGAAUUUGAAAGAAAAUGAAAAAGAUACAUUAUAUCCAGAGCAAAUGAAUCCAAAUUUCCACCUGAAUCCUUUGGGGAAUACGUGGAAAUCACUGGGUGCUGAGCAGGACACCACAACCUCUCAGCCCUUCAGGAGCAUGAAGGACAAACAAGAGCAACUGCCUGGUCUUUAUUUCCUCUAUAACCAGGGUUUUUCGGGUCUCCCCUCUCUGCACAGUGAAUCCCUGGUGGCCACCUCCUCGAUCCCCGAGAAUUCUUCUGCACUGCAGUCUCCCUCUUUCUCAGUCAAUGGGUUCUUGAAUGCCUGCCCAACUCAACUGCAGGCCAAAGUAUCUCCACUGCUUUCCCACUCGCAGCCCAAGGGUCACUUGGAGUUCCCGCCUCAACCCUUGUUUCCAUCCAUGCUUCAAUUCCAGCUCCCACCUGUGGCUCAGGUGCAGACCCAGGGCCAUCUCCAGUCCUCUCCACCAGCCCUGCCACCUUCUUACCCACCGAAGAUUAGGGCCUGUGGAGUAUCUUGCCCAGCAGCCCAGAAUAAGCCACAACCUUGGAUCCCCAGGGAGAUUCAACAUCCAGAAAGGCCCUUGUUGCAGAAGCAACUGGCAAGUGGGUGGGAUUCAUCCUCUGCAGUCAGAAGAUCUCAGGAAGUCUUCAGUCCCUUCACUUCCAACUGCCCCAAGGACAGCAUCCUUCCUGAGAAUUUUCCAAUCAGUCCCAAGUGCCAGGAGCAACAGGAGCAUCACCUCCAAAAGUGGCCUAUGCGACACAGCUGGGAGCUGUCCCCCAAGAUCCAAGAACCUCUGGAACUAAGGCAACAUCAGAGUGAAGUGCCAGGGACAUGUCAGGCAACGGGCAAGCAUGGGCCCUCCCAGCCCUCUUCAUGCACAGCUGGAAGCAGCAAGGAUGCACAGAAGGCGGGGCCCCCGCUCAGACAGGGUCCAGGGAAGGCCCCAGGGCAUCUCCCCAGGGUCUCAGAAAGCUCCCUAGUGUUGCUUCAGAGGGUAGGCUCUGGGGAGUCAGAAAGUGACUUGGCGCUUUCCAGGAGUGACUCCGGAAGUGAGUUACCGAGGAACUUAGACAGACAUCUAGAAAACGCCCAAAAAGGCCAUGUGGGCGGCAGGCUGGGGCAGGGGAGUCGGAAUCUGACCCCUGUGAGUGUGCAUCGGCCCUGGCUUGCUGUGGGCCACUCUUCUGCCAACGCUGACACUCACAUGGAAACCAGAAACCUGGGAACAAUAGAAGGUAGGGAACCCUGCGUGAACACCUGCCGCGGGGUGUCCUUUCUCCCCAGGGACAGUCGAAGGGAGCUGGAAGCACAUCUUACAAAGUUUUCAGUGAGGCACAGGUGGGGCCUGCCCCUCAAGCUCCUCAAGGCCAUGAACCUCUUUAAGGUCAAAAAGGCUGUAGCCUCUCCUGGUCUGCAGCUCGCCUUUGUCCCUUCAUCCACCUGUGCAUCGGGGGCCUACUCGAUCGUCAAGUCUGAUGGGUCCCUGGGAAAACCUCCUCCGGCCUGUCCUGGAGAGAAAGUGAACACUGAAGAGUCAGUUCCCACCCUGGCGAGGCCUCUCCCGGCCCGCUCACCUGUGUGUGAGGACACGCAGAGUGCUCUGGGGGGGACCCCAUCUGGUGAUGACCAUGGGUCUUCAACAGCCUCUCUGACUAGACGGGAGGGCAGGCCACCUUCUCAGUCUCUCUCACGCCCCUGGCAGAGUAGGACUGCAGAGUGGGUCGAGAGGGGCAGCCUAGGUCCCGGUCCAAGUUCAGCAAUGGCCCGGAAUGAGCCAAGAGGGAAGGGGCGGGGUGGGGCCUCACAAGGCCCCCCCCAUAGGGUAACAGUGCUGGACAUGAACUUAGGAUCUCAGUCUUCGAGGACCAAAGAGGCCAGGGAGACAAUGGAGGCCAGUUCGUCUCCUGCUCUUCAACCAGAGUUGGGAACCAAUGUUCUAGCGAAGUCUGAAGACAUGAAUGCACACGUGAGGAGUUUAGAAGCUGCAGGGACCAGUGAAAGCUCCCUGUUCCCUCGAAUGUCUGUUCUCCACAAUCCAGGAAAGCCGUGCCUCAAGAAAAAGUUUUUUAAUGAAUUUAAGUCCAAAGGGAAGGUACAGUUUAAGAACCAGCCUCAAGACUGUCCCACACUCAUGUCCCUUGCAGCAAAUAACCUGGCUUCUCAGGUACCCCAGGGCCACAGCCAGAGACUGCCCACUGCACAUGGGCCAGCUUCCCAUGUGUUAUGUGGCCUUAAGGCUUUCCGAAGGAGCAGCCUAAGGAAGCAGGAACCCAGAAUCUCAAAUGGUCAGGACACUUGGAAGAAGCAGAUAAAAAUGAUUGCCCCUUUCUACAAGGGAGAAGAGUGCAGAAGGCCCAACCCGAGAGAGCACGCAGAUGGGCCUGAAAAACUGGGGACCUCUCAAGCCACAAAAAUGAGCCCCUCGGCCAAGGCUGAGGGAACAGGAGACGCUGUUGAGCAAGAGAAGAAUCAGGAUUUUCCAGAAAGUGUCUUCAGGCAAAGAAUGAGGCUCUUUUGUCAGUGGAUUUCUCCCCAUAAGGAAAUCAGUGGUGAGGAUGCUCUGCAGAAAUACAAGCCCAAAUCAGCCACUGCCCAGAGCCAAGGACCAGGCAAAAGCAGAUUAGUUAUAGACAGCAAGAUCCCUGAGGCUCAGACAGUCAUAGCAGCUGUGGGACAGAUUCUAGAGGAGAAAAUGGCCAUUCACCACAGACUUAAUUCUACGAAGUUAAAGGGACACAAACAGGAAUCUGAAGCCCCAGUGUAUGGGUGUUUUAGGUACCCAGAGAAAGGGAGCAUGAUGAGUCAUUCAACCUACAGUCACCAGGCCAACCCCCCUGCCGAGAGUUGUUUUGGCAGGGACAGGCAAGUCAGACACACAGAGUCCUUAACAACUGUCCAAGUCAAUGAUGAUCUAUCAGCCCAGAGUUGCCUCCCAUCCAUGCCCCCCAAGAAAACUAUGUCUCCAGUCCAUCCCCAGCAGUACAAGCCAAAAAUGCCAGGUACCCGAGGCCACCAUCAGCACUGCCCAAGGCACUGUCUUUCUCAAAGAGGUGUCUUGCCUGGUCACCGGCAACCAUGUCUCCAGGAAAAAACUUAG